CGGAGCCUCACGCCGCCUGCAUAUAAGGACCCUUUCUGGGACGAGUCAGUCAGACGGCCAUCGUUCUGAGACUCGUCAAAACAUUGGAAAAACAAAGUCUGCUUUCAGGGAACAACAUGAAGUUGAUUCCAGUCGCUCUUUCCUUGAUGGUCGCCCUGGCCGCCCUCAUGGGAUCCACCAGGGCACUGCCCGGUCCCUACGCUCUGGCUGACCCUAUGCCCUGGGCUGACCCUGAGGCCUUGGCUGACCUGAGCAUGGUAGGUACCGCCCACAUUGGCAUCAUCACCAUCAUUUCCCACAUUGGCAUCAUCAUCAUCACUGGGGCAGGUAAACUCCCUCCCGUGAGAUGGGACGACAGAUGGACAUCGAAUCGAAUUCCCUCAACAGACGCUGCUGCAAAAUUAGGAAUCUUCAACUGGAAUCCUCCAGCACCUCAAGACCUUCCAGAUUUCUUUUACUCCGUUCAAAAUCAGCUGAUUCUUAACCUGGAAUUAUCUUGUUCCGAAUAAACAGUAAUG
Macrobrachium nipponense is the source of this 518-nucleotide messenger RNA. RefSeq lists its product as uncharacterized. The transcript has 2 exons. NCBI's taxonomy places the organism in Eukaryota, Metazoa, Arthropoda, Malacostraca, Decapoda, Palaemonidae. The coding region runs from base 117 to 509 and encodes 130 amino acids. The record is from RefSeq and is a predicted model, not a curated record.